UGUUAACUAGCAGCACCUCAAAAUGUUACGUUCUGUCGCUGUAUUUGUGAUUUUUUUGUGUUCUUGCGCUGCACUCGUCGGUUGGUCGCGCGCGUGUGUGUGUUUGAUUGUGGUGCGUAAAAAUUAUUCAUAAAAAUUGGAAAAAUUCAUCGAGUGAGCACGUGUGUGCACCAAAAAAAGUGCAUUGUCGCAGAGUGCUUCGCAGCAAACGCCAGCAACAAGAAAAAUUAUUGCUGCGUUUUCUAUAAAUACGCAAAUAGUUAACGUUACGCAACUCUACACACUUUUUACUCCCCUCCCGCCAAUAAAGGCCAACAAAGGCCUCCAAAACAAAAUGCAACACCCUUUCUCAAAUUAACAAUAAUUAAAAUUAACAAAAAAUAAAUCUAAAACAACGGCCAAAAUAAAGCAGCGCACAAUUUUAAAUUCUGAAGCUGCCGAAACGGGCGGAGGCACAACAACAAUAACAAAUAGAGUGGGAGAGAGAGAGAAGACAACAGCUAGAAAGAACUCCAAUAAGAAGCAGAACCACAACUGAAGGAGCAGCGCUGCCUCUCAGCUAAUUUCACGCUCUCACCUUGUCUCACCUCGUCUCGUCAUGGCCGCCGCUCACAGUCACCACAACGCCAACUUGCUCAGCUCGGACAUCUCGCGACGCAAUCCGCAGGAUGAGUACGAGCUCAUACAGAAAAUUGGCUCUGGCACAUAUGGCGAUGUAUAUAAGGCGAAACGCAUACAGAGCAAUGAGUUGGCCGCCAUCAAAGUCAUCAAAUUGGAGCCCUCCGAUGACAUUGGGAUCAUCCAGCAGGAGAUCUUUAUGAUGCGCGACUGUCGACAUCCCAACAUCAUUGCCUACUACGGCUCCUAUCUGCGACGGGAUAAGUUAUGGAUCUGCAUGGAGUUCUGUGGCGGUGGCAGUCUACAGGAUAUCUACCAGGUGACUGGACCCCUCACCGAAGUCCAAAUCGCGUACAUGUGCCGCGAGACACUUAAAGGAUUGGAAUAUCUGCACCAGAUGGGCAAAAUGCAUCGUGAUAUCAAGGGUGCCAACAUUCUACUCACCGAAUAUGGCGACGUUAAACUGGCUGACUUUGGAGUCUCCGCACAGAUAACGGCAACCAUAAAUAAGCGCAAGAGUUUCAUAGGCACUCCCUAUUGGAUGGCUCCCGAGGUGGCCGCUGUGGAGCGAAAGGGCGGCUACAAUCAACUUUGUGAUAUUUGGGCCUGCGGCAUAACAGCAAUUGAACUGGCUGAAUUGCAACCGCCAAUGUUCGAUUUGCAUCCAAUGCGCGCCCUGUUCCUGAUGUCAAAGAGUGGCUUCAAGCCGCCCACACUGAGCAAUAAGGACAAAUGGAGUCCAACGUUUCACAAUUUCAUCAAGACCGCACUGACAAAGAAUCCAAAGAAACGGCCAACCGCCGAGCGACUGUUGCAGCAUCCUUUUGUCCAGUGCGAGAUGCCACAGCGUGUGGCAAAGGAGCUGCUCCUGAAGUACCAGAGUCCCAAUCAGCAAUUCUAUUAUUGUCUCGAUGGCGACGAGGAGACAGUUGCCGGCGUUCCACAGCGCAUUGCCAGCAAGAUGACGUCGCGCACCAAUGGGAUUCCAGCUCAGAAUCACACGCUCAAGACAGGCAUGAUGACGAACUCGACGUGGUACGAGCGUUCUUCUAGUCCCGAAACGUUGCCAAGUGACAUGAGCCUCUUACAGUAUAUUGAUGAGGAACUAAAGCUAAGAGCAACAUUACCAUUGAACGACACCAAAGAUUCGGCACUCGGUGCCGAGUGCAGUUGCGCCCACAAUGGCGUCGCUGGAGGCGCCGUUGCAAGCGGAGGUGGAGGUGGGGGCAUGGCCUCCAUAAAUGGGGGCGGAGCAGGAGGAGUCGGCGGUAACGGUGGCGGAGGCGGAGGCGGAGGCAGCGGCAACAGCAGCCGCGCCAGCGUAAUCGACAGCGGCAACGGUGGAGGCCAUUAUCAUCAUCACCACCAUCAUCAUCAUCAUCAUCAUCAACAACAGCAACAACAACAACAACAACAGCUACAUUUGGGCACUGCAACUGGCACACAGCACAACCACAAUCACCACCACCAUCUUAACCACCAAUCAAGCAGUGCACUGACUUCGUCCAGCACCAGCAGCGCCUUGGCCACAUCGGUCAACUCCAACUCAAGCUCCAACUCGAACUGUAAUUCCAAUGCCAAUUCAAAUUCCAAUUCCAAUCCGAAUCCCUUGAGCAUGUCCGCCUCGCUGGCCUCCAUGCCCGGAUUGAGCGCCUAUCUGGGCUUAUCCAAUUUGCGUACGACCAGCAUUGGCGAUGGCGAUGGCGAUGACGAUAUCAGUCUGGACGUUGACAUUGCUAUGAAUAAUGCAGCUCCUCUCGGUUUGGGUGUUGCUCCUACCGCCGCUGGCUCGGGCUCUGGCUCUGGCUCAGGUGCCGGCUGCUCCGCCUCCGCUGCGCAUUAUUUGCGUCAUAGCAGCAACUAUCGCUCGGCGGCGGCUGCGGUCAGCUCAGCCGCUCAAGCAUCAUCUUAUAGUGCUGAUGGUCAUGGUCUUGGCCUUGGCCUUGGUCUUGGUCUUGGGUUGCUUUCAUCAACAUCGCUCGCAUCCAGCAGCACAACAGCAGCAGCAACAACAACAGCAGCAGCAGCGUCAACAGCAUCGUUUUAUAAUCGCCUACUACUCCUCGAUAAUUCCAGCGGCGAUGCAGUCGGCGGCGGAAUCGGUGGCAGCAAUGGCCUGGACAAGCAUGAGGUCAGUGCCACGCCUCCGAUUGUCACUCAGUCAGCCGGUGAUGGCUUCAUGCAUUCCAACUGCGCCUCCACAAGCACAGCAGCUGCAGCGGCUGAGACUGCAGCAUCCACAGCAACUGGUGCUGGUGCCACAGCGGGCAACUCAUCCCAUCUCUACCAGAAUCUACUGCGGAGCAGCGCUGCCAGCAGCACAGAGACACCACAGACGGCAACGGGAGCGGGAGCGGCAGGAACGAGUGAGAACAGCAACUGUGAUUACCGUAACGAGAGCAACCAGAAUGGAGUGGAGGACUCACCGCGUCGCCAUAGCUCAAUGGAUCAGCUGAUUGGACUGCUUAAUGACAUGGGCAAGUCGUCGCGAACGCGCAGCCUCAGCGACGGCGGUGCCCAGGACGAUGACGAGGUGGAGAAAGAGGCGCAACCGGAUCUGCUGAACAAUACGCCGCCUGUGCCGCCAAAGCGUUCUCAUCGGCGUCGUCAUACGCCGCCCAGGCCCAUCUCCAAUGGUCUGCCACCGACGCCCAAGGUGCACAUGGGCGCCUGUUUCUCAAAGAUCUUCAAUGGAUGCCCACUGCGAGUGCACUGUACCGCCUCGUGGAUUCAUCCGGAGACACGGGAUCAGCAUCUGUUGAUCGGAGCCGAGGAGGGCAUUUACAACCUCAACAUGAACGAGCUCCACGAUGCGACCAUUGAUCAACUGUUCCCACGUCGCACCACCUGGCUGUAUGUGAUCAAGGAUGUCCUCAUGAGUCUAUCCGGCAAAUCCUGCCAGCUUUACCGCCAUGAUCUGGUCGCGUUGCACUCGAAGCAGACGGUGCGCUUCUCGCUCCACAUGAACAAGAUACCCGAGCGUCUGGUGCCGCGCAAAUUUGCCCUGACCACCAAAGUUCCGGACACCAAGGGCUGCACACAGUGCUGCGUCACUCGCAAUCCGUACAACGGCUACAAGUAUCUGUGCGGAGCGACACCCAGUGGCAUAUUCCUGAUGCAGUGGUACGAUCCCCUCAACAAGUUCAUGUUGCUCAAGCAUUGCGAUUGGCCCGCCACAAGUAUUCUAGGCGGAGGCUAUGGAUGCGUUCAGAAUGGCCAUACGCCGGUCUUUGAGAUGAUCAUCACGCCGGAACUGGAGUAUCCCAUUGUGUGCACGGGCGUACGCAAGGCCCUCAACGGCUGCCUCAAACUGGAGCUCAUCAACAUGAACAGUGCCAGUUGGUUCCACUCAGAGGAUCUGGAGUAUGACGCCAUGGCCACGAUGGUGCCGCGUCGCGACCUGCUAAAGGUGGUGCGCGUCCACCAGGUGGAUAAGGACGCCAUUCUCGUCUGCUAUGGCAAUGUAAUGCAGGUGGUCACACUUCAGGGCAAUCCCAAGCAGCACAAGAAAAUGGUUGCCCAACUCAAUUUUGAUUUCAAUGUGGACAGUAUUGUUUGUCUACCGGACAGUGUAUUAGCAUUCCACAAGCACGGCAUGCAGGGCAAGUCGCUGCGCAACGGCGAAAUAACGCAGGAGAUCAAGGACAUGAGUCGCACCUAUAGGCUGCUGGGCAGUGAUAAGGUUGUCGCCUUGGAGAGUCAACUGUUGCGCACUGGUUCGCUGGGCAGCGAGGAGGGACAUGAUCUGUACAUUUUAGCCGGUCACGAGGCCAGCUACUAGGGGCACUAGUUGUUAUAUUUUUAAUAUAAUGCAAGAUAGACAGAGGGGAAGUGAGAGAUACAUACAAAUAAAUUUUAAAUGCAGCUGUCGUCGGGCGGCGUCAACUACUAACUGUAAUUUAAUUACUCGUAGGCCCUAAGCUCUAAAUUAAACUCAAUUAAAAACGAAGCCCAAGCAUUUAGCAAUUUCAAGAGCUACUUAGCGCAUUUUAUUCUAGCAGAUAAUGAGGCAGUCACGAACUAAAACCAUAACUAAAUCAGCAAAAACAAGAGAUUCUUAGUCCUCCCAUUAAUCCAUUCUUUGCCAAAAACAAAAAAAAACGGGAUAAAGGAAUAUCCACUAGAAAUACAUAAAUUAUAUGCUACUUAUAAUAGUAAGUAUGUCGCACACUCUAUCCAAUUCCGUUGUAGUUAUUAUUAUUAUUAUUAUAUUUUUGUAUUACAAAGAAAGAAAAUGCUUUAAAUUAUAUGCCUAACUUUAUUAAAUUAUGCAUAUAUUACUUUUAGAGAUUUUGUGUAACAUUCACAAAGCAAUUAAAUAAGUUUCAAGCAAAAUUAAACCACAAAGAAUGAAAAUGAGUGUUAGGAAGAAAGUCAACAGCGGCGAGGCAAGGCGAGGCGUACGCAUUAAAAUUACCGUAAUUAAUUAUAAUUCUAAUUAAUAGAAUACAAUAAUUACAAACGUAUGCAUAUAAACAACAAAUUUUAUAGUUUUUAGCAAUUGUAAAUCGCAAAUGUUUUUGUAGUUGUUAAUGUAAAGCAGAAAUGCAUUAGAUUGGAAAUUAGGCGCUAUGCGAAGAUCCAACUUAA
Drosophila innubila is the source of this 5208-nucleotide messenger RNA. It is a transcript of the gene hppy, whose product is annotated as mitogen-activated protein kinase kinase kinase kinase 5. Gene Ontology annotation, molecular function: MAP kinase kinase kinase kinase activity; ATP binding. Lineage: Eukaryota; Metazoa; Arthropoda; Insecta; Diptera; Drosophilidae. The record is from RefSeq and is a predicted model, not a curated record. Gene Ontology annotation, biological process: protein phosphorylation. Bases 599 to 4399 code for a protein of 1266 amino acids. The transcript has 14 exons.